AUGAAUCUCAAAUAUCUAAAUUUAAAAGAACCCAUCAGCAACCAAACCGACGUCGCACUGAAGCCAACGAAGCAACUCAUUCAGACAGAAUUCAAGGACAAGAACAUGGUCUACUCACCGCUAUCUAUCCACAUCGUCCCGAGCUUAAUAGCCUCCCUAAACCCUAGCAGUCAUUCCCACACUACUAGAAAUUUCCCCAAUAGCACCCCUUCAAUAGCCACCACACAUCUAUCAAGAGGAUGCCCUGAAGACUUCAAGGCCGACACGUAUAAAUACGACCCCCGAAGUUUCUCCAUGUUCUGGUUACUUCCGGAUGCAAGAGAUUGGCUGCCGGCUCUGGUUGAGAGAGUCCGGUCCGAGCUGGGAUUUCUAGAUCACCAUCUUAAUGGUUGCAGGCGUGUUGGGGUUGGGAAAUUCUUGAUCCCAAAGUUUAAGAUGUCUUCCGGGUUUGAAGCUUCGAGUGCUAUGAAGAAACUAGGGCGUUGUGAUUUAAUGGCCAUAUUUCAUGAGGCUGUAAUAGAAGUCGAUGAAAAUGGCACAACAGCUGCAGCUGCUACUUGUGCUCGUAGGUAUUUUGGCGAUGGUGAGGUCUCUAAGGGCCCAUUUGGGAUUGCUUAGCUUUUAAAAAAAUCAGC
Rosa rugosa (rugosa rose) is the source of this 635-nucleotide messenger RNA. RefSeq names its product serpin-Z2A-like. The transcript is spliced from 2 exons. Lineage: Eukaryota; Viridiplantae; Streptophyta; Magnoliopsida; Rosales; Rosaceae. The record is from RefSeq and is a predicted model, not a curated record. The coding region runs from base 1 to 618 and encodes 205 amino acids. Gene Ontology annotation, molecular function: serine-type endopeptidase inhibitor activity.